This is a messenger RNA of Penicillium lagena, 810 nucleotides long. Its product is annotated as eukaryotic translation initiation factor 3 subunit J. NCBI's taxonomy places the organism in Eukaryota, Fungi, Ascomycota, Eurotiomycetes, Eurotiales, Aspergillaceae. Gene Ontology annotation, cellular component: eukaryotic translation initiation factor 3 complex; cytoplasm. The coding region runs from base 1 to 810 and encodes 269 amino acids. The record is from RefSeq and is a predicted model, not a curated record. The transcript is spliced from 3 exons. Gene Ontology annotation, molecular function: translation initiation factor activity.
AUGCCGCCUUCAAAGUGGGACGAGGAAGAGAGUUCCUCCUCCGAGAGCGAUAGCUCCCCUGUCCCCGUCGCAGCGCGCCGCAGAUUCGACGAUGAAGAGGAUGACGAUGUCCUCGAUUCCUGGGACGCAGCUGAAGACUCGGAAGUCGAGCGCGAGAAAGCCAAGAAGGCUGCCGAGGCCGAAGCCGCCGCGAAAGCCAAGGCCGCAGCCAACAAGAAGACUAAGGCGCAGCGGAUAGAAGAGCACCGGGAGGAGCGGCGAAAACAGGCCGACGAAGACGACCUGGAUAUCAGCGAAGACGAGGCCGAGCGGCGCCUGCGCCUGCGCCGAACAGAGCAGGACGCGGAUCUCAAGCACGCGCAGGAUCUGAUCGGUGACAUCGAUCUGAACCGCAAACGCGGCGGGCCCAAGGCCGUGGUCGUGACGGACUCGGCGGAUCCGACCAACUCGAUUGACCUGAGUGCCAUGCCGCUGUUCAAGCCGACCACCAAGGACCAGUUUGCGAGGGUGAGCGAGACGCUUAUCCCGCUGCUGACGCCGCACUCCAAGAAGCCGCACUACAGUCUGUGGGCGCAGGACUUUGUCCGGCAGCUGGUGAAGGAGAUGCCGUCGGGUGAUAUCAAGAAGAUUGCUAGUGCGCUCACCACGGCAAGCAAUGAGAAGAUGCGCGAGGAGCGUGCGGCCGAUAAGGGGAACAAGAAGAGCAAGGCGGCCAAGACGAAGGUUUCUGUCGUCACGACCAGGGAGAACCACAUCGACAGCAACGCCUACGAUGGCGAUGACGGCCUGGGCGAUGAUGACUUUAUGUGA